Aspergillus heteromorphus CBS 117.55 is the source of this 3167-nucleotide messenger RNA. RefSeq names its product ATP-dependent Clp protease ATP-binding subunit. Bases 169 to 2922 code for a protein of 917 amino acids. Gene Ontology annotation, molecular function: ATP binding; ATP hydrolysis activity. Gene Ontology annotation, biological process: cellular response to heat. NCBI's taxonomy places the organism in Eukaryota, Fungi, Ascomycota, Eurotiomycetes, Eurotiales, Aspergillaceae. The transcript is spliced from 2 exons. Gene Ontology annotation, cellular component: cytoplasm; cytosol. The record is from RefSeq and is a predicted model, not a curated record.
AUCAUCAGACAUCCUCACCCUCUGCAACAAGCUUUGCACCUGCAACUGCAUCUCCCACGAGACUGGUUUUUAAAACCACCCUCUCUCCUACUCCACCACCCUUUCUCUGGUCUUUACGCUCCUCAUUGAUCUUCCACCACUCACAACACUCUCACACACCCGCCCACCAUGAACGGGGCUCAAUUUACAGACCGUGCCAACAAGACUCUGCUGGACGCCAGCAAUCUGGCAGAGCAAUACUCUCACUCGCAAAUCCUCCCCAUCCACCUCGCUGUCUCCCUCCUCAAUCCCGCCCCAGAUGAGUCCAAGGACCAACAGGCCACCGCCCACCCCUCCCACGACACCUCCUCCGCCCCGCUCUUCCGCCAGGUCGUUGAACGCGCCCAUGGCGACCCGCAGCUCCUCGAACGCUCCCUUAUGAAGCUGCUCGUCCGCCUCCCCAGCCAGGAUCCUCCCCCGGAGACCGUCAGCGUCUCCCCCGCCCUCGCCAAGGUUCUCCGCGCCGCCACCGAACUGUCCAAGACCCAGAAGGACAGCUUUGUCGCCAUCGACCACCUCAUCCUCGCGGCCGUGCAGGACUCCCAGGUGCAGCGCGCCUUGGCCGAUGCCAAUGUGCCCAACGUCAAGUUGAUCGACGGCGCCGUGCAGCAGAUCCGAGGCACAAAGCGCGUCGACUCGAAGACUGCCGACUCCGAGGGUGAGAACGAAAACCUCAAGAAAUUCACCAUCGACAUGACCUCCCUGGCGCGCGAGGGCAAGAUCGACCCCGUCAUUGGUCGAGAGGAAGAGAUCCGCCGCGUGAUCCGCAUUCUCAGUCGGCGCACCAAGAACAACCCCGUCCUCAUCGGUGAGCCGGGUGUCGGAAAGACCACCAUCGUCGAAGGGCUGGCCCGUCGGAUCGUGAACGCAGACAUCCCCGCCAACCUGGCUCAGUGCCGGCUGCUCUCGCUUGAUGUCGGCUCGCUGGUCGCCGGCAGCAAGUACCGCGGUGAAUUCGAAGAGCGCAUGAAGGGCGUCCUGAAGGAGAUCGAAGAUUCCAAAGACACCAUCGUUCUGUUCGUCGACGAAAUCCACCUGCUCAUGGGUGCUGGCUCCAGCGGCGAAGGUGGAAUGGAUGCCGCCAACCUCCUGAAGCCGAUGCUGGCUCGGGGCCAGCUCCACUGCAUCGGUGCAACGACUCUGGGCGAAUACCGCAAGUACAUCGAGAAGGACCAGGCCUUCGAGCGUCGAUUCCAACAGGUGCUCGUGAAGGAGCCUUCCGUGAACGAGACUAUUUCCAUCCUCCGUGGUCUCAAGGAGAAGUAUGAGGUGCACCACGGUGUCAACAUCCUCGACGGCGCCAUCGUUGCGUCGGCCAACCUGGCUGCCCGCUACUUGACGGCGCGUCGACUGCCUGACUCGGCCGUGGACCUGAUUGACGAAGCCGCCGCUGCCGUCCGAGUGACCCGCGAGUCCGAACCCGAAGCACUGGACAACCUCGAAAGAAAGCACCGGCAGCUCCAGAUUGAGAUCCACGCGCUCGAGCGCGAGAAGGACGAUGCCUCCAAGGCUCGCCUGCAGCUCGCCAAGCAGGAAGCGGCCAACGUCUCCGAGGAGCUGCGGCCGAUGCGCGAGAAAUACGAGAGCGAGAAGGCCCGCAGCAAAUCGAUCCAGGAUGCCAAGAUCAAGCUGGACUCCCUCAAAGUCAAGCGAGACGAGGCAGAGCGCUCCGGAGACACCCAAACCGCGGCCGACCUCGGGUACUACGCCAUCCCCGAGACCGAGAAACUCAUCCUCAGGCUGGAACACGAACGCGCCAAGGCUGACCAGGAACGCCAGGCGCGCCAGGGCGAUGAGGGCGAGGCCUUGCUCGCCGACGCUGUCGGCCCCGAUCAGAUCAACGAGAUCGUGGCCCGCUGGACCGGUAUCCCAGUGACGCGGCUCAGAACCACCGAGAAAGACAAGCUGCUACACAUGGAGAAGUCCCUGGGCAAGGUGGUCAUCGGCCAGCGGGAGGCCGUGGUAUCCGUCUCGAACGCCAUCCGACUCCAGCGCUUCCUCUUCUGCGGUCCCUCCGGCACCGGUAAGACCUUGCUGACCAAGGCCCUGGCCGAGUUCCUCUUCGACGACCCCAAGGCCAUGAUCCGCUUCGACAUGUCCGAAUACCAGGAGCGGCACGCCCUCAGCCGCAUGAUCGGCGCGCCCCCGGGAUACGUCGGCCACGACGCGGGCGGCCAGCUGACCGAGAGCCUCCGCCGGCGGCCCUUCUCCAUCCUGCUCUUCGACGAGGUUGAGAAAGCCGCCAAGGAGGUGCUGACCGUGCUCCUCCAACUCAUGGACGACGGUCGCAUCACCGAUGGCCAGGGCAGAAUCGUCGACGCCAAGAACUGCAUCGUGGUCAUGACCUCCAACCUGGGCGCCGAAUACCUCACCGGCCCCCCCACCAAGGACGGCCGCAUCGACCCCCAGAGCCGCGAGAAUGUCCUGAACGCCCUCCGCAACUACUUCCUGCCCGAGUUCUUGAACCGCAUCUCCAGCACCGUCAUCUUCAACCGUCUCACCCGGCGCGAGAUCCGCAAUAUCGUCGACCUCCGCCUCGCCGAGGUCCAGAAGCGUCUGCAACACAACAACCGCAAUAUCACAAUCGAUUGCUCCGAUGAAGUCAAGGAUUACCUCGGUGAAGCCGGUUACUCGCCAGCCUACGGCGCCCGUCCGCUCGCCCGCAUCAUCGAGCGCGAGGUCCUCAAUCGCCUCGCUGUGCAUAUCCUGCGCGGCAGCAUCCGCGAAGGCGAGGUCGCUAGCGUGAUCAUGCACGAUGGUCGCAUCGAUGUCUUGCCCAACCAUACCGAGGCGUCGGAUGAAGACUCCGACAUGAUAGACGAUGAAGAUGCCGUUGCUGAGAUGGAGGACGGUAACGGUGAUAUGGACCUGUAUGAUGAGUAGACGGCCGGUCGGGUCAUCUACCGUCUAUACAGACACAAAAGUUGAUCAUUUUUGGUGGCGAGCUAAGUUAUGACUGAUGAUAUAAUGAUUUGCUGAUUUUUCUUCUUUUUCCUGUUUACUUGCUUCCUUUCUGUGUUUGUUUCUUCAGCAUAUGUAUCCCUUGCAUUUCAUCUUGCGAUGAAUGAAUGACCUGCACAGUCAACAAAUCAUGUAUGUACAUGCAAUGCGCCUUUUGUACAUUCGAC